Messenger RNA from Acipenser ruthenus (sterlet), 1403 nucleotides. RefSeq names its product neuroglobin-1-like. The record is from RefSeq and is a predicted model, not a curated record. The transcript has 5 exons. Gene Ontology annotation, molecular function: oxygen binding; heme binding. NCBI's taxonomy places the organism in Eukaryota, Metazoa, Chordata, Actinopteri, Acipenseriformes, Acipenseridae. Bases 721 to 1386 code for a protein of 221 amino acids.
GUAGUUGAAAUUCAUUCUUCCCAUCGGUUCCAGCAAGCGACUCGUGUGCACGCUGCAGGGGAGAUCGCGUAACAUCUGUUUUAUUUAACAGAAAAAAAACCCGUCUUGCUCCGUUUGCAUUGUAGCUGUCUGUUGUUAUUACUAGCUGUACCGUUUCUGCAGCGCUGCACAGUGCGUUUUUUCGCUUUAGUAUAACUUGCAUGCGUUUGUGCGUCUGGUUUAAUUGAAGCAGCCUAUAGCUUAGAAUUAUGAGCUGCCGUUUAAAUACACGUUGAAUUGCACCACUGAAAUAAAACUGUCAUAGCAACUCGACAAAAUAACGUUUAGACCUUCAGGUGCCGGCUGUUUAAAACGAUAGCGAUAUAAUUCUGGUGCGUUCAUCGUUGUUUUUUUUGUUUUUUUUUAAAUGUAUUUUACGAUUUGCCAGCGCAACAGAUACUUGGUGCCCUGAGGCUGUGCAAUUUAUUUAACAAGUUACGUUUUUAUCGUUUCGCUGUGUGUGCGUUCAUACGUCUGCCCAUUUUUCAGUUGGUCCCCCCCGCCUCCCCCCCCCCCCUCUCUAUAUUUGGGAAGAGGUAGAAUAGAGCAUUUAUCUUUUAAUACUAACUGGGUUUUAAAACAUUAAUUCAAAAGUCGUUUUAUUUUAUUUUUUUGUAAAAAAAAAAGGGAGAAAUUAACGGCUUCUGCUCUCCGGUGGCUGCACUUUAGUUUUGGGUGACGAUGGGCUGUGCGCUAUCGGGGCCCGGGGUGAACACCGGGAGCAGACCCGCCCCAGAGGCGAACGAAUCCGGAUCAGGCACUGACACAGGGACCGGGUCCCGGUUGAAAUCGGAGCCGCUCCCGCUUUCUGAAGCACAGAAAGAUUUAAUUCGGGAAUCUUGGAAAAUCCUUCACGAGGACAUCGCGAGAGUGGGGAUUAUCAUGUUUAUCAGGCUGUUUGAGACCCACCCGGAGUGUAAGGACGUCUUCUUCAUGUUUCGAGAGAUCGAUGAUCUUCAGGAGCUCAGGAUGAGCAAGGAACUGCAGGCACACGGUCUCAGGGUGAUGUCCUUCAUUGAGAAGAGUGUGGCCCGACUAUCUCAGGAAGAUAAGCUGGAGCAGAUCGUGUUUGAGCUGGGGAGGAGCCACUGUCGUUACAGUGCAUCCCCCAAGUACUAUGAGUAUGUUGGGGUGCAGUUUAUCAGUGCAGUGAAACCGAUCGUAAAAGAAAACUGGACCCAAGAAGUAGAGGAGUCCUGGAAGAGCCUGUUUUCGUAUCUGACGGCGGUGAUGAAAAGGGGUUACCAUGAAGAGGAGAGGAAAAAUGGAGUCAACAAGACAAACUACGGGACCCAAGCGCUGUCCGUGUGGCCUGGGGGUGCCAGCGCCAUGCAUAAUAACGUCUGAGCGCCCCUUCCUGCAGA